Molecule: messenger RNA, 717 nt
Organism: Morchella sextelata
Lineage: Eukaryota; Fungi; Ascomycota; Pezizomycetes; Pezizales; Morchellaceae
Exons: 2
Coding region: 1-717 (238 amino acids)
Source: RefSeq, a predicted model, not a curated record
AUGUUCAAAACCCUCAAGAACCGCCUCCCUCGCUCCCUCUCCCGCAAAGCAGCAACAGCACCCCCAGAAGCGCAGAACUCGGGCCCCGUCACCACCGCCGCCGUCGUCGAGAAAACACCGGCACCUUACCUCCCCGCUCCGCGGCGCAAAACAAGCACUCUCUUUGAGCUCGAGGCCCUGCUAUCCUCCAUCAUCGACUCGCACCACCACUGCGGGCAAGAUGCACGAGCAGUAGUAGAACGGGGCGAAAAAGCACGGGAAGGCAGCGGCGGAGGGGGAGGGGUGCUCCCUAGCUAUGAGGAGCUGUACAAAGAGCUCGAGAGGGAGAAAGAUGAUGCCGAGCCUCAGGUCUCGGAGAUAUCGGGAUUCAUGACUGUACAGAGUGUUCCUCAUCUGCCAUCCAGCCAGCAGCAGCAGCAGCCCGCGCCACCGAUAUUGAGGCGGAAGCCCAAGGGCCUAGUGGGCCACAAGCGGUCGACGCGCGAGAAGGCGCUAGAGGCCCUCAUGAGGCUUUUAGACCAAUGCGAGGAUGAUGAGGAAGAAGAAGAGGAGCGGGUCAAGCGUGCGCGGAAGUUUCCGAGCGUUGAGAAUAUGGGGGCCGUACGCAGGAGGGCGCUGGAGGGGCUGCGGAGGAGGGGGUGGGACGUAACUGUUAUCAGUAGUAGUGGUAGUAGGAGGAGGGAUGGUGGGCAGGGUGUAUUGCAUGCUGUUUCAUGA